Molecule: messenger RNA, 1941 nt
Organism: Microbotryum saponariae
Lineage: Eukaryota; Fungi; Basidiomycota; Microbotryomycetes; Microbotryales; Microbotryaceae
Source: the annotation of a GenBank genome assembly
AUGGGCCUGGUCGGAUCUUUGCUGGCGUUUGCGGUUGCACUCGCAUCCAUUCUCUACCUCUUACCGACGCCACCGACCAGCCUCGGCCCUCCCAAGCUACGCAACACCCCUCUCAAUCGAGCCGGACCCGUGCUCGCCUCGAUCAUCCGCAAGCUCGAACUCGACGGACUCACCAUCAUACCCGUGUACGUCACAUGCUCAAGAUCAGGAAAGAAAUAAAAUGCUAUUCGUAUUCACCCUGAACCACACCUACCGCCAUUGUAGUGUCAAGAUGCCGCCGGUCAAGCUCACGCUCAAGGUGCCACUGACGACCAAGCGGUUACGCAUCGUCAUCAAGUCGACUGCAUCCGAACUCGUCUUCACUCGACUGAGGAUCGGUCAAGUCGCAACAAGAUGCAUCGAUGCCGGUCGCUCCCCUAUCGACGUCAAGGUCGACCAAGUUUCGACCAUCCUUUCGGGGAGCUUCUCCGUCACCGCGACCGCCCGCUUCCUUCCGCAAGGAAUGAACCUCAACGACGAGAGUACGCUCAGACCAUGGAAAUGGACAGGAUCGGGUCGAGUUGAGGCCGACAUUGACGAUGCUGCAAUCGCGCUGGGCGUGCAACUCGUUCGUGGCACGACUGCGGAUUCGGUGCCGAAAAUUGAGGUGCUUUCGACCAAUGUCGACGAAGGCGCGAUCAACAUGCUCGUCAUCAAAGGAUUUGGACCUUGGGGUGGACUCGUGACCAAGGUGACACCCUUUGUCAAAGGGACGAUCCUCAUUCGAUGGCCCGUCAAGCUCAUUUCCGACUUUUUGAUCCGAGACAUGGCAGAGGGGCCAGCCGUCGACGACAUUGCCGAAGGCCUCUUCAAAUUCGUCAACAAGCACGUCGAUGUGCAAACCUACGACGCCAUGGUUGACGAUGAGCGCGAAAAGGAAGUCUCGACACCCCUCGAUGCCUCGAGUCUGGCUCCACCAUCUGCGACGUCGGGGUCGACAGAGUCUCCCCUACCGCCCUCUUCCGCCGCAAGUGUCGAGACGAACUCGCCGACUCCCACCAGCUCCGAAGCAGGCGGCGAGAUUACCGCGACCGUGCCAGAAUCACUUCCGACAACGACGAACUUCCGCAUGCACUCGCACCUCAUCGGUCCGACGCGGUUGCACAACUUCUUUCUUCCCGAUUACAGCCCACCCUUGUACCGACCCGGGGGAACUCGUGCGACGUUACAGUCGUUCAAUAAACUCACUUCGGAGAUUCAAUUGCAAUUGUCCGAAUCGGGACUGACCACACUGGCGUUCGACCGCGCUUCACUCGCUUUCGAUCCUCCUCGAAGUCCAGACGCUUCGGGCAAGAAGAAGCACAAGCAGAAGCAGCCCUCAGUCGAAGCGGGGAUCGAAGGUGAUCUAGUCGUCACCGUCCACGACCUGACCGUCAUCCUCGAAUCCAAAUUCAAGAUUUUCGCCGAAACGGCCCAAAUACUCCAAUGGACGACAGGGUUGAAAAAGAUUGGCCAAAAAGGACGUUCAACCACGACGGUCACGGCGAGGACGUUACAAAUUCGGUUCGAGUUGUUGGGCAAUCGAUCGCGACAGGGCGCACCGUACGAGUUGAAGGCGACAUCGAUAAGUCCUUUUACGACGAUCGUUCCCAAGACUGUUUUGGAGGAUUCCAAGUUGCAGUUGGGGGUUGAGGUGAUGAAUUUUAUCACUGAAUCGCUCAAGGUCAGCUCGAGGGUGACGAAGCGUUGUACAAGGUUGCGACAGAAGCUGAUCAAAUACCUCCCCUCCCAUAGACCCAAAUCGCCGCUGCUGCCUCCCUCGUCAUCGGUCAAUUCAUGAAGGAUGCCGUGCGCAACUACCUCCAAAAAGCGAUGGACGGCAUUGAGGAAAAGCUGCGAGACGUAGGCGUUGAAUUACCUAAUGGUCUGCGCGGGCUCGAACCCGAGCACGAAGGCGAGUAA